AUGUGUUUCAAUCUAAAGGAGCAAGAAUACGAGAUAUAUUCUAGACCAGAGGACGCCUCAUUGAAAGAGUGGACCGAUCGAAUCCUUUCGAUGGAUGCCUCACAAACACUUGUGCAAUCAGCUGCUGAUGCUGGUGCUGGUGACGUUGAAAAGGGCGACACUGAAAACUUAGCUGCAUCAGUUGCAUUGGGAGGUAUUCCGCUAGGAUGGGCGAAUUCUACUCCUAUGGACAACACGCAAUCCAAUCAGUUGAAGUAUUUCCCAAAAGUUUUAUCAACUCCACCUUCUACAUUCUAUGCACUACCACAAGACGUUGUCAUGAUUCCCUAUCAUCCCUCGGCAUCAGUAUCUAGCCCCAUAAUGAGUGUGCUAUGGGAAGACUUUCUGUCAAUUUUCAACCUACUUCAAAUCUUUCAAUUCGACCAGAGCUAUCGACCACUACUGUUGCCAAAUACUUAUUUGGAAAACAAUGAGGAUCUCAUGCAGGCAACAUCGUCACUGAUGAUGCGUCUACCAUCAGUAUUGACCUCACAAGGCAAGGUGAAGCUAGAAAUAUCAAAUUCCUUACAUUCUUUUACUGGCGUUCAAAGUCCGAAGUCGGAUUUGGUGUGCGCGAAGCAAGGUUUGAUGGGUACCGCUGCCUUGACGAGUCAUGGAAUGCAUCGGACCAGGGGCCCACCCGAGGCAGAGAGCGAAGCAAAACUAAAGCCAGUUCAGCGGCGUCGCCGCAGUGUCACCUCAAAAGUAGGCAUGACACAGAACCGUGGAAGGGGUGGUGUGUUCUGGAAGUUUCGUCUUUGGGCUUUGCAAAAUCUGGAAUUGGGAGACAACGACAUUGCAGCUUUGGAUUCGACAAAGGCUCCACACAAGAUUAUCUUGGCCAAAUCUUCGAACCCAUCCAUCCAAUCACUGUUUGAUGAACUGAAAACAACAUUCUCGAAUGAUGCAAGGGUAGAAAGAGUUGAGGAAUACAAUUGGAAAUCUGUCGUUCCGUUGGACCAAAUUAAACUUCUGAGUCAGACCACUGUGCUGGUGUCAAGUACCCCGACGGAUUUGGCAACUGCGCCAUUCUUACCGAAUGGUGCCUCUUUGGUUUUGCUAUACGCUCCCAAACAGGGUACUUUGCCAGAUCCAAGCGAGGAAUAUUGGGAUCUCAUCAACAACUUGUCGCAUAUUAGAGUUAACUGGCUACCCUUGCCUGACGACAAUACUGAACAUGAUACUAACGAAGAUGCAAAUACAGUGAUGCAGCUCAUCAAAAGGGCCAUCAGCGUUCACGACAGAGAUAGGUUGGAUUGA
Messenger RNA from Cylindrotheca closterium, 1299 nucleotides. NCBI's taxonomy places the organism in Eukaryota, Bacillariophyta, Bacillariophyceae, Bacillariales, Bacillariaceae. The record is from the annotation of a GenBank genome assembly.